AUGAAAAGGGAACACAAGUAUAAACGACGUCAUGAUUUCGAUUAUGACGACAUUGGUAACGACAAAAAUUAUAGUGAUUUAAGUGGUAAAAAUGAUGAUGCAUCUAGGAAAAGGUUCAAACAUUCCAGGAGAGAAGAUAGGAGACAUAGGGAUAGGUAUAAUGAUAGAAAACGUGAAGAAGAGAAAUUACGUGAUAGAACAGAGUCGAACGAGAGUUUUUCUGACAAUGUAGACCACAGAACUAAAAAACAUUCUAGGCACAAAUCAGAUUAUAAAAAAGAUAAAGAAGAACAUGAAUGGGGGGGUAAUAAAAGUAAUAAUAAAGGAAAAUAUGCCAAAACAGAAGUUCAAAAACCAAACUUUGGUCUCUCUGGUAAGCUGGCAGAAGACACGAAUAUAUUCAAUGGGGUCGUUAUUAAAUAUAGUGAACCGCCUGAAGCGAGAAUGCCGAAAAAAAGAUGGAGAUUGUAUCAAUUUAAGGGUGAUGACACUCUACCAACUUUGUAUAUUCAUAGACAAAGUGCUUACUUACUUGGAAGAGAUAGAAAAGUUGCCGAUAUCCCAAUCGAUCAUCCAUCUUGUUCUAAACAACAUGCAGCUCUGCAAUAUCGUUUGGUGCAGUACAAUCGCCCCGAUGGCAGUGUUGGAAAGCAGAUCAGACUUUACAUAAUUGAUCUGGAAUCAGCGAAUGGGACUUUUAUUAACAAUAACAAAAUUGAGGCAAAAAAAUAUGUAGAAUUAUUUGAAAAGGACGUUAUUAAGUUUGGUUUCAGUUCGAGGGAGUAUGUUUUAUUACACGAACACAGUAAAGAUGAAGAUGCAGAAGAAGAAGAAGAAAAUAAGGAGGAAGAAUCAUAA
Pediculus humanus corporis (human body louse) is the source of this 858-nucleotide messenger RNA. RefSeq names its product Smad nuclear-interacting protein, putative. NCBI's taxonomy places the organism in Eukaryota, Metazoa, Arthropoda, Insecta, Psocodea, Pediculidae. Gene Ontology annotation, biological process: miRNA processing. Gene Ontology annotation, cellular component: nucleus. The transcript is spliced from 2 exons. Gene Ontology annotation, molecular function: protein binding; mRNA binding. Bases 1 to 858 code for a protein of 285 amino acids. The record is from RefSeq and is a predicted model, not a curated record.